Capronia epimyces CBS 606.96 is the source of this 1524-nucleotide messenger RNA. RefSeq lists its product as uncharacterized. The coding region runs from base 1 to 1524 and encodes 507 amino acids. The record is from RefSeq and is a predicted model, not a curated record. The transcript has a single exon. NCBI's taxonomy places the organism in Eukaryota, Fungi, Ascomycota, Eurotiomycetes, Chaetothyriales, Herpotrichiellaceae.
AUGGGCAAUACCAAUGUCACGCCAUCAGAGUGGGACCGAAAGACAAAUUCGUGGAUCCCAGGCAGCGAAGUCGAAGCUAGGAAUGCCCGCCUCAAAUCAAAACACCUCUUGACCGUUCCUGAUUCGCCGAACUCGCAUGAGGAAAAUGACAAUGAAGAGGACAACGACGACCUGUUUGACGCCGAUGGCUUACCUACAAAGCGGAGAAAAACCAACACUGGAGUGCCUGAAAGAGUCAUCGAAAUCAAGAAAUGGGCGCCAAUUGAUUCAGCUCUUGCCGAAAAACUGCCAGAACCAAAAUACCUUGCUGACCGCCGACCUGGUAUGGAGAGCCUCUACGGAGGAGCAUACAAAGCGACAAACGGGUUCGGAACGCUGGGAAUCAAUCCCGCCGCUGUGUCUGGUGCCGUCGGCUAUGACUUAGGAGAUGGCUCAGGGUUAGGAAGUGCGUCGGGCGUACUCGGCUCUACAAAACCUGCACCAGAAUCAACACCGGUCAGAAGAAACAUGCCUCCGAAGCGUAAGAAGAAGAAGCUCGGCGGUCCAGGACGCAGAAAGGCAAACCCAACACCCGCUGGAGGCACUGCCCCUGCUGUGGCACUAGAAGAUGUCACCAUGACUGAUACUCCUACGGGAGAUAACAUUCAGCCGGCCACAAAAGAUGGUCAAGAAGACAAACAUCCUGCAGGAGACCCCGAAGAUUCGGGAAGUGAGAGCGAAGGCGAAGGCAGUGAGGAAGGGGAAAUCGAGGAAGCUGAAAAAGAACCAUCUCAAGCUACGGCACAAACUACAAACCUUUUAGGCGACACCGAUCCCACCCAAACACAAACACAAGCUAGCCAAACAGAGGUUGAGUCACGAGAUGAAUCUGCAGACAUUACGGCACAAUCGGAUAUGACAGACACUGAGAUGCACCACGCCAUAUCUUCCGAGGUACUAUCAAGUGCACAAACCCUUCAGGCAGAGACCGUUAGACAACAAGCGGCGACGCCGAUAGCAGUGCCCGAAGAGACACAACCAGAAUUACAACUAGAGGUUACCUCGACCACCGAGACACCAGUCACAGAGACUGCAUUGCCGCCUCCACCUGCCAUGGCCGAAAUUGAAGCCAAUGCAGACGCAAACGUAUCUGAUAACACAGCAAUGACUGUCGAACCCGAACCCGAACUUGUACUUGAGCAAGUACCAAUUCCUGAGCACGACCCGCAGGCCACAGCGGUCUCAGUGCCAACCCCCGAAGCCGUCAGAACUGAAGACGCAGUGUCGCCGACAUUCGAACAAGCCGAGCAAACAGAAGCUCAGGACCAAACCACCCAAGCAACCACACAUACUAUUGCAGACGAUACCCAUCUGACUGAUGAGGCACAGCCACAACAAGCACCAACACCAACGCAAACAAGCGAACCACAAGAACCACAAGAACCACAACAAGAAGCUGCAGAAGAGCAAGCACAAGCUGGAGGAGAAGUGGAUUUACUUGGUGGGUUGGAAGCUGCUGUUGAGAAGGAACACAGGGCGAUUUAG